Molecule: messenger RNA, 3197 nt
Organism: Chara braunii
Lineage: Eukaryota; Viridiplantae; Streptophyta; Charophyceae; Charales; Characeae
Source: the annotation of a GenBank genome assembly
CUGUGCAGGAUGCACAGGCAGACCUAUGAGAGAACUAACAGGCAGGCACUGGCUGAGAGCCAGAGAACUGACAGACAGCCGCCACCUUGUUGGACGUAACUUUCCCUAGCACUGCUUCUGCGCUAGGUAGUAUGGUGCAGUGGGUGUGAAGAAGAAGUCCAUCGGGAUCGCUGCGACUGUGUCGACAUAGCUCCAAGACCUCUGUGCAACAGUCGGCGAACCCUCAGCAGCAGUUGGGCUAUCACUUGCCUGACACCAUGAAGUCUAUUUCAGCAAGAGCUCCUGGUCAAUCCAGGUGGCUGCACCUGGCCACUGGCUGUGUGGUGUUCCUUUUCCUUCUAGCCACAAUACGAACUUCCAUGGCCAUCCCUGCCACCCGCAUUGAGAGAGACAGGACAAGUAACUUGAAGGAGUUUGAAAUGAAGCUGGACAAGGCCACAAGGGUGCUUGCACAUGUAGACCUCAAGGACAAGUACGACGACAAGGGAGGAGACUACAGUAAGGAAGACAAGGAGUACGGCAAGCGCGGAGAAUACAAGAAGGAAUCGUAUGGAGGGGAGAAGAAGGAUGAUGAAAAGGAUCAAGGGAAGGGAUACGAGAAGGAGGAGUACAAAGGGGAAAAUGCGAAGGAAGGUGAGAAGGAACACAAGGAUGGAGAAUACAGGAAGGAUGACGACAAGGAAGAUGAGAAGAAAUACGAGAAGGGAGACUACAGGAAGAACGACAACAAGGAAGAUGGGAAGAAAUACGAGAAGGGAGAAUAUACGAAGGAAGAGAGGAAGGGAAACAAGGUCGACUACAAGAUGGGAGAGUACAACAACGAAUACGAAAAGGAGGUACAUAAGAAAAAUAAAUAUGAUGAGAAGGACGGAAGGAAAGAGGAGUACAAGGAGGUCAAGAAGGGAGAAUACAAGAAGGAAGACAAGAAGGAAGGCAAGAAGGAGGCUGAGAAGGAAGACGAGAAGGCAGAGUACAAAACGAUGAAAUAUGACAAGGAAGAUAACAUGAAGAUGUUUGACAAGAAGGAAGACAAAAAGGAUGACAAGAAGACAUACAAGAAGGAAGGCAAUAAGGAAGACGAGAAGACAUACAAGAAGGAAUACAAUAUGGAAGACGAGAAGGAUGGUGAGAAGGAAGACGAGAAGGGAGAUUACCAAACGAUGAAAUAUGACAAGGAAGAUAACACGAAGAUGUAUGACAAGAGGGAAGAUGAAAAGGAUGACAAGAAGACAUACAAGAAGGAAGGCAAUAAGGAAAACGAGAAGACGUACAAGAAGGAAGACAAGAAGGAACACAAGAAGGCAGACGAGAAGGAACACAAGCACAAGACAGAAGACGAGAAGGCAGAUAAGAAGAGUGGCAUGCAGGACAACGAGAAAUACAAGAAUGAAGAGGACAACAAGAAGGACGAUGAGGGCAAAGAGAUGAAUGGCAAUGGAGAAUACGAAAAGGAAGACAAAAAAGAAGACUCAAAGGGAGGCAAAAAGGAACGCAAGGAAGACGGUUAUAAGACUGAAGAUAAUGGAGAGGGAGAAAACGAGGAGAAUAAGAGGGGAGAUAACAAGGACAAUUUUUUUAACGAGGCUCAGAUGGAUGACAGGGAGAGUGGCUAUGAGGAGUGCAGAGCCCGUCUAUGCAAGGAACAGGGCACUUAUGGCAAGUUCACAUCCAUGAUGCAUUGCGAUGAUAUGGACUUUGACAACGAUCACACCCAUAGUGAGAAUCCUCACUAUAACAGGCGACACGGGUGAUGCUGACAGGAAAAACAAGGGUUGGUUGGACGAAGUUAGGACGCUGGACCUGGUUUCCACCACGAGCACAAGCUGGGUAUGGACCCAGUCGCAUCUAGGUUGUUCAUUGAAAAUUACUGGCCUCUGUAUCUAAAGUUUCAGUCUUUACCCCUCCUCUCACCCCACACAAAAAAAAAGAGCGAACGAAAGAAAGAAAGAAGGGGCAAGUUCCGCUAUCAUCGGCACUAUGUCACAAACGAGUUUCGAAAGGGGCAUUUGUUUCAAGAAAGAAAGAAAGAAAGAAAGAAAGAAAGAAAGAAGGGGUAACUUCAGUAGAGUCACAAAACGAGCUAUAAUUGCACUAUGAGGCAAGAUACAGUUUGCAAUUGCACUUCGGGCACACUACCUGGCCAGAAAGCUAGGCUGUAUACAUUGCCGAAAUUGCAACCUGGCCAGAAAGCUAGGUUGUAUACAUUGCCCAAACUGCAGUUCGAAACUGUAUCUUGGCCCAUAGUGCAAUUAUAACUCAUUUUUGAGACUCCCGCAUAGUUUCCCCAAGACAGACGGGCAGACAGACAGACAGACAGACAGAAAGAAAGAAAGAAAGAAAGAAAGAAAGAAAGAAAGAAAGAAAGAAAGAAGAGAGAAAAAGACAAGGCUGGCUACGACUACAGUGACGAGUUUUGGAUCACCGAGGACUUCAAACGCUGGAUGGAGGGACGCAUGCUGCAAGAUCUUAUGUUCUUUACAUUACUCAACUGCCCUAAAGUCCAGCCAACAGAGAAAGCCAAAAAAAAGAAGGAAAAAGAAGUGGACCGUUCCCCAGCAUUUGGAUGCACUGUUGCAAGCGAACAAAAAGGGGAAAGCCUUGAGCCGCAUCUUUUCGCCAGAGGCAGUGGUUCGUCAUUGAAUCAGCCUUCUUCAACAAUGGAUGACCGACACACCAUAACCUCCAAUAAGGCUUCAUUAUGUCUCAGCUGAGGACAUCACAUACCAUAUCCAAUCAUGUCCAAUGGAAAGCACCACUUUUUUCAUGGGGUCUAACCCCUCUGAUAGGUGAGGCAGAAGGGAGUACAAACUGGUGUUAGGGAGAGUGAAGGCAAUGGUUGAUGGAUCAUUCCGCAUAGUAGUACAAUCUACGUAGUAUCCUUCGCUGAUUGCUCAACCUUCUUUUUUUUCUUUUUUUUCCAAGGGCAGCAGUCUUGAGAUAUAUGAUAAUUCACAGGUGACCGGCCCCAGGUAAUUCGAGAUCAUUAUGGAAGUCGUAUUUGUAGAUUUUAUGUCAUGAUUUUUGGUUAUUGAGCUUCUGCAAUGACACGUAUAUUGAGAGUUUAAGCCUCUCGAGUCUUGACGUAUCGUGAAAUUGAGGGUCUCAACCCUGAUGGGCAUUGUUCCAUGUUUUGGGAUAGGCUCACACCUGCUCAGUCAAUCCUCUGGUUCCCAGACUAAUCAAUGCUGGCAGGAAUC